This is a messenger RNA of Ricinus communis (castor bean), 1161 nucleotides long. RefSeq lists its product as uncharacterized. The record is from RefSeq and is a predicted model, not a curated record. Lineage: Eukaryota; Viridiplantae; Streptophyta; Magnoliopsida; Malpighiales; Euphorbiaceae.
AUGAAGAAGCAAGUUUAUUCAAGUAUCAUUUUAUUUUACUUUCUCUUCCUUUUCAUCAGUUGUUUUAUUGCUAAGGCUCAGACCUGCAAGCCUAGUGGCAAGAUCAGGGGAAGAAGUCCUCCUUCAGGGGUAUGCAGCUCAGAGAAUGACUCCGACUGCUGCAUAACUGGUAAAUAUUAUACCACUUACAGAUGUUCGCCCCCUGUAACUAAUCAAACGAAAGCAACACUGAAACUUAACAUCUUUGAGAAUAAUGGAGAUGGAGGUGGCCCAUCUGAAUGUGAUAAUCUGUUCCAUUCAGAUAAUGAACAUAUAGUAAUGCUAUCAACAGGAUGGUUUGCAAACAAAAAAAGGUGCUUGAACUAUAUUACCAUCUAUGGUAAUGGGAAGAGUGUCAAAGCCAAGGUGGUGGACGAGUGUGACUCUACUGUUGGGUGUGAUGCAGAUCAUGACUACCAGCCUCCUUGCCAUAACAAUAUAGUUGCUGCCUCAAAAGUAGUUUGGAAAGCCUUAGGAGUGUCCAAGAAUAACUGGGAUAUAUUGGAUAUCUACUGGUCUGAUGAAUCUCAAACGUGCGGGCCUAGCGGCAAGAUAAGAGGUAGGAAGCCUCCUCCGGGACAAUGCAAUCAAGAGCAUGACUCUGAUUGCUGCGUAGAAGGUAAGAUGUACACUACAUACAAGUGUUCGCCUCCAGUGACUGGCCAUACAAAAGCAACGCUGACAAUAAACAGUUUUGCUCCCGGUGGUGAUGGCGGAGGGCCAUCAGAAUGCGAUAACAAGUAUCAUUCAGAUGACGAGCUGGUGGUAGCACUCUCUACAGGAUGGUUUGACAGAAAGAGUAGGUGCUUGAACUAUAUUAUGAUCCAUGGAAAUGGGAAGAGCGUCAAGGCUAAAGUAGUUGGUGAAUGCGACUCUACCAUGGGAUGUGAUUCCGAUCAUGAUUAUCAGCCUCCUUGUCACAACAUUGUGGACGCCUCAAAAGCAGUUUGGAAUACCUUGGGAGUAUCUGACCCUGACGAUGUUGGAGCAAUGGAGAUAGUUUGGUCUGAUGCUUGAAUUUUCUCAAAUUUAUAUAUAUGCAUGCAUGUGUAAAAUACUGCUUGUUUUUAUCAGGUUGAUACGUAUACGGUGUAAAAUAUUAAGAUUUACUUUUCUGUGUUA